Molecule: messenger RNA, 1852 nt
Organism: Panicum virgatum (switchgrass)
Lineage: Eukaryota; Viridiplantae; Streptophyta; Magnoliopsida; Poales; Poaceae
Exons: 3
Coding region: 759-1487 (242 amino acids)
Source: RefSeq, a predicted model, not a curated record
CAUGUUUUUUUGUAUAUCUCAGAUUCGACGCCGCCAUGGAGAGACGUCAUCUGCAACAGGCUACCGGCGGCGGGGCGAGCUUGAGGAACUUGGCGCCGCCGGCCCGCUCCAUCUCCGGUGGCCGCAAACCUCCUCAGCCGACUACCUCGACACCGUCCAAGAAACAACACCAGUCCUUCGUCGCUCCGCUUCCCCGACCGAGCGGUGGCAGCCUGCAUCAACCAAGUACCGGCGGCGGCCAGCAUCCACUUCCCGGCGGUGGCUACCAUCAAAGCACCAUGAAGGCCCCGAUGCCAAGCAUCUCUGAGCCGUCCCGCCUACCAUCUCUGCCACAAGUAUCCAUGUCAUCCUUUGGCCACGCCACUGACUGGGACACUCAAAGAGCCUCCUCAACACCAGCACUUGACUAUGAGGCCACCGUAGACGACUUCAGUGCACCCAACCUCUUUGACUGGACCCCCACCCCGGACUCCACCCAGGAUUCAAUUCCCCCAGGAGGUUUCGUCAAUUUUAUGACACAAGAAACUGAGCUGGAGGUUGAUGUGCUGAUGCAACUUCAAGGCAGUGGAAGUAAGAGAGGUGGCAAUUACCACCACGAUGAGGAUAUCUAGCUCUGCAGAUCUUGGAUUAACAUCACAACUGAUCCAAUCACUGCAAAUGACCAACCAAGCAAGUCGUAUUGGGCAAGGAUUGCAGAGCACUUCCACGACCACAAAUGUUUUGAGUCUGAUAGAACUACUGCUUCGCUCGAGAAAAGAAUGGGAGGCAUACUGAAAGACUGCAUGAGAUUCCAAUCAUUCUACGACGAGAUCGAGCGUCGACAUCCAAGUGGUAUUCCUUACACUGAGCAUAUAAAAGAAGCUCAAGCUCGAUAUGCUCGAGCUGACCCCAAAACCAAGUCCUUCACCUUCAUCCACUGCUGGUUGGAGGUUAGGCACACCGAGAAGUUUCUAUCGCUGCAAGAGGCCAUGAAGCAAUCAAGGAGGCCAAGCACAUCAGACAAGCGUGCUACACCAGCUGAAGAUGAAGGAAAUGAAGCAGGUCAAGAUUCGACACCAGCUAACUCUUCCAUGCCUGCUGCCAAGCAAGAUCGACCUCCGGGUCGGAAACAGUCGAAGGAGAAGGUGAAGAGGAAUGGACGAGGAGUUGAUGAGUGCAUAGAGGUCUGGGGCAGCUUUGUUCAGAUGAAGGUGGAAGAAGCAAAACAAAAAAAUGAAAGGUGGAAAGAAGCUACCAGGAUUGAGCAGAAGAAGCUUGAAGAAUCUACCAGGCUUGAGGAGAAGAGGCUCGAGAUAAAGGAGCGGCGGUUGAUGUGGGAGCAAGAGCAAAAGAUUAUGUUCUGUGAUCUCAGCUCGAUGGAUGAGAGUCAGAGGGCCUACGUUCGAGUGAUGAGGGCACAUAUUGCAGCGGCAAAGGUUGCCUCACUCAAUUCGGGGGCAAGCGAGCAUGCCAGCGGGGCGGCUGGGGAUGACGUAAGCUCCGCGUGAUCCUUUCCUUGUCUCAGUUCUGUUUGCUUUACUUGUCGUAGGGGCCUCUUCAGAAGAACAUUCAGUCAUUUCUGGUUCAGCAUGGAUUGGAGUCCAGUGUAGGAUUGAAGCUCAUCAUUUGUUCGUGAUUGUUCAGUUUGGUCAAAUGUAGCAGUGGCAUUUUUAUUGUCAAAUAUCUUUCUUGUUUGGUUGUUCAGAUGGGUGGUAGAUGGCUAGAUGCCAAACCUGAGAUGUUUAUUUAUUGUCAAACCUGAGAUGUUUAUUUAUCUGAAUGUUUCUAUUCAAAUAAUGACUGAGUGUUUAUGUUACUCUGAGUUUGUUUGCUGGGCAUGCCAUGUUCAUCAGGAUGUGUGCUGGAUUACAAA